AUGAAUCGUCAUCAGUACUACAUACGUUCUAAUAAGUCCAGAAUCAUGGCCGAAUACGAAGUUGACAAUGCUGCCAAUCGCGAAUCCCUCGCCCAGGCUCUUCCCACUCUCCAAACUACUUCAGUCGAUGCUGCUGAUCCGGAUAACAACCAAGGUCAAGCUCCUGACGACCUCCCGCAUGAUGAAGAGGACUACCGAGGCUCGCGCCUCCACUUCCAACUUCUCAAUCAGACUGCUCAAGCUGCGAGCACCGGUCAGGUCCCGGCUUUUCCCUUUGGUUACCCCGGGACAACCUCCGUGCCCAUGUUGACAUACCUUGCAUCCCAGUACGUGCAGACAGGGGCACCUCAGGCCCCCAAUGCUCAGCCUAGAAUGCAAUAUCCGCAACCUACUCAGACUGUGCCACCGAGUUUCUCCUACUCGCCUCAAAUGUGGUUCACCCUGAACAUACCUGCACUGAUCACUCCAGAAGCUUCUCGAUCAGCCAGUCAGGUCGCUCCUCCCGCUGUUGAUCCGGUCAGACCUACGGGAUACCAGCUCUUGGACGACAGAAUAAGGGUCAUUGAGGGUUUCUCUUCCUUUGGCAUAGAUGCUCGAGACCUCUGCUUGGUCCCAAAUGUGGUGCUGCCUCAGAAAUUCAAGGUGCCUGACCUUCCCAAGUACAAAGGCCUUAGCUGUCCCCGCAAUCACCUCACCAUGUACUGCAGGAAGAUGGCCUCACACAUUGAUAACGACAACCUCUUGAUUCAUUGCUUCCAAGAUAGCCUGGCUGGAGCCUCCUUGGAUUGGUACAUGAGUCUAGAGCGUUCAAAGAUCCGGUCGUGGAGGGACCUCUUCGAGGCAUUCUUGAAACAAUAUAAGUACAACCUUGACAUGGCUCCGACAAGGCUUCAAUUACAGAAUCAGUGGCAAAGAUCUAAUGAAACCUUCAAGGAAUAUGCUCAACGUUGGCGCGAAAUGGCGUUUAGGGUUCGGCCAGCAUUAUCUGACAACGAAUUGGUGGACAUUUUCAUGGGUACGCUGCAAGGGUUGUAUUUUGAAAAGAUGAUUAAUAGUUCAUCGAAAAAAUUUGUAGACACGGUGACCAUUAGGGAACAUGUUGAGAGUGGGCUGAAAUCAAGGAAAAUAACAGACACGACCGCACAACAGACAGCCAACAAGAGGCCGCAUAGGGGCUUCUCUAAAAAGAAGGAGGGGGAAGCAAACGAUGUAAUGGCGAAGGCUCGCCCCCGAUAUCAAUUUCUGAUGGCCCCUAUGCCGUAUGACCCGUAUCCGUAUAUCGCCGCAGCUCAAUACCAGCAACCGCCUUUCUGUGGCGCGUCGGUCAAUGCCGUGAUUGAAGAGGAAAGUGCCAAAGUCAUACUAAAGGUUGAAGAGGUGAAGACUCAGAUGUCCAUUAUAUUGCAGAGGCUUGAACAGUUUGGGUUUCUAGAAGGGGUACAUGAUGAUUGCACAGUAUGCGAGUUCGAUCUAGAUAAUUGCGAGCAGUUGAAAGGAUGUGUGCAAGAACUGAUGGAUCAAGGGUUAAUACAUUUCUCCAAAUCUCAAGCAGCAGAAGAGGUGGCAGUAAUCGAACCAAUAACAAUAAAUACUAAGGCAGUGCCUUGGAAUCAUGAGACCACAGAGUAUUUGGGGGGAAAAGAAAUCUGCAUCCCUGACACAGAAAUCGUCAACAUUACCGGGGCGGGAGGCAUGACUCGAAGUGUCCGUGUAUUCGCUCCUAAAUACACUCCUAGGGUGUCUCCAGCACCCAUAGUUAUCUCGCCUAAAGAGAAGGUAACUCCUACACCGACUCCGCAGGCAGGGGCAACUGUACUCGCCACUCCGACCAUGACGACUGCUCCGGUGUUGACGAAGGUUAUUGACAACAAUAAAGUUGUCGAGGCCGAAGCAUCCAAGGGUAAAGAGCCGAUGAUUGAGAAAGAACAAUUUGAAGAUCAUAAUAAGAGUAUCACCUUCGAGGAAAGUCAGGAAUUCCUCAAGCUGAUCAAGAAGAGUGACUUCAAGAUUAUUGAUCAGUUGAAUCAAACGCCCUCCAAAAUAUCAAUUUUGUCUUUGCUGUUGAGUUCUGAGACUCAUCGCAAAGCAUUGCUGAAAGUUCUAAAUACCGCUCACGUGAUACAAGAUAUCACAGUCGAUCAAUUUGAUGACGUGGUUGCCAAUAUCACCGCCAGUAGGUAUCUGGGAUUUAAUAAAGCAGAGUUACCUCCUGAGGGAAAGGCCCACAACAAGGCACUACAUAUUUCGGUUACAUGUACUGACUCUCUCUUAUCCCGAGUCCUCGUUGAUACUGGAUCUUCGCUUAUCAUGCUGCCAAAGUCUACAUUAAGCCAGUUACAGUUUAAGGGGACCGAAAUGAGGACCAGUGCAUUGAUCGUUAGAGCUUUCGACGGUUCCCGAAGGCAGGUAAUUGGGGAGGUCGAUUUUCCUAUCUGUGUUGGACCCCACCAGUUCGACAUCACAUUCCAAGUCAUGGAUAUCAACCCAGCCUACAGUUGUCUGUUGGGUAGACCACAGAUUCAUGCCGCUGGGGAAGUCACUUCUACAUUGCACCAGAAACUGAAAUACUUGAUAGAUGACAAACUGGUAAUUGUGUGUGGGGAAGAAGAUUUGUUGGUCAGUGAACUCUCCUCCUUCAGAUAUGUUGAAACAAAUGAGGGGAUCGUCGAGGUUCCGCUCCACUGUCUAGAAUUUGAAGAUGUCAGUUCCGUCACAUCCAACAGCAAUUAA
Lathyrus oleraceus (garden pea) is the source of this 2730-nucleotide messenger RNA. RefSeq lists its product as uncharacterized. The transcript has 4 exons. The record is from RefSeq and is a predicted model, not a curated record. Gene Ontology annotation, biological process: proteolysis. Gene Ontology annotation, molecular function: aspartic-type endopeptidase activity. NCBI's taxonomy places the organism in Eukaryota, Viridiplantae, Streptophyta, Magnoliopsida, Fabales, Fabaceae. The coding region runs from base 1 to 2730 and encodes 909 amino acids.